AUGGCAACCACGCUUUCAGGACUUGACUCUGUCAGGCACCUCGUCAACUCGGACGUGUCUUCCGAAAGGCCGUCGCGUUGGUCUGACACCAACAUUGAGCGACCUGCUUUGAUCCUCACACCCAAGACCGAGGAAGAUGUCCAGGCCGCUCUUCAGGUUGCCAAAACCAACAACCUUAGCGUCGUAGCCAGCGGCGGAGGCCACGGCACCUUUGUCACUGUGAGCCCCAAGACGCUAUACCUGGACAUGAAAGAGUUCAAAACCAUCGACUUGAAUAAGGAGAAAGGAACAGUCCGAGUUGGCGGUGGUGUUGUUACCGGGGAGUUGUCCAAGACCUUGGCUAAAGAGGGUUACUACACUCCCCUUCCCAACUCCAAUGCCGUUGGAGUCGUGGGGUGCGUGAUUGGAGGAGGCAACACGCCGUUGAACGGUCUUCACGGAUGGAUGGCUGAUGUUGUCGUUUCGUUCCGCAUCGUUACUGCUGGAGGGGACAUCAUUGAGGUCAGCUCUUUAUCAACAGGAAAGGAGCUUACACUCUUCAAUGCUCUCUGCGGAGCGGGUCACGGGUUGGCAGUCAUCACGUCCAUCGAGACAUCUGCCUAUGCUAUCGCCGACCUCAACCUGCCAGAAGGCAAAGUUUGGACUCGAUCGCUUGUGUUUCCGGUAGCAGCCAUCGACACAGCUGCACAGUUGUUCCUGAAUCUUCUACGUCCUCCCCCGGCCGCGAGCAUCACCCUCCUGGGUAUGCGCAGCCCACCGGGUACACCAGCAGCCGGAGCCCCCAUCCUCGUCUUGGGAUAUUCAUACUUUGGUCCUACCGAAGAAGCUGAGAAGCACGCCGCCUUGUUAUUCCAGGAAGACGUGGUAAGCAAGGCUGUCAUGGCGAACACGCUGUUCGUUCCCAUGGAAAACAUCAAUGACAAGCUUGAUCCGCUCAACACACACGGUGGGCACAAGGCGAUUGCUUCUUGCCGUCUGGAAAAGACAAACACUGAAGUCAUCAAGAAAGCUUUCCAGCUAUGGCUUUCAGUCACGACCAAAUAUCCUGAUUCUCAAAAGAGCCCACUGGCGCUUUCUUCACUCAACAGCACGAAGCCAACAGAGCUUGGCCUAGGAAAUUCAGGUUCUGCCAAGUUCAUCGAGGGUCGGAACAGGGAUAUUUCCGCCCAGAUUGUCACCAUCUGUGAGAAGGAGAAGACAAUGGCUGCCCUCACUGGGUUCAUGGACGAUACCGUCGCUGAACUCAGAAAGGGUGAUCCAGGGACUGUUCCGAGGAGUUUUCCCAACAACUUGCGAUUUGGAAUCAACUUGGAAGAAAUGUUUGACAAGGAGAGGUUGGCGGAGCUGAGAGAGGUCAAGAAGCUGUGGGACGCUGAUGGCCUCUUUUGGAGCCCUUUUGAAGUAUAG
Messenger RNA from Fusarium vanettenii 77-13-4, 1407 nucleotides. RefSeq lists its product as uncharacterized. Bases 1 to 1407 code for a protein of 468 amino acids. The record is from RefSeq and is a predicted model, not a curated record. The transcript has a single exon. Lineage: Eukaryota; Fungi; Ascomycota; Sordariomycetes; Hypocreales; Nectriaceae. Gene Ontology annotation, molecular function: FAD binding; oxidoreductase activity.